Molecule: messenger RNA, 1566 nt
Organism: Besnoitia besnoiti
Lineage: Eukaryota; Apicomplexa; Conoidasida; Eucoccidiorida; Sarcocystidae
Exons: 1
Coding region: 1-1566 (521 amino acids)
Source: RefSeq, a predicted model, not a curated record
AUGGUGGCGCCUGCGCGCGCGUCGUCGCUUUCCGCGGACGCGUACGCCCGGCGUCUCGCUGGCAGCUCGUCGGGGAAGCGCCUGUCGCUGCUGUCUUUCUCUCCUGCGUUCUCGCGAGUGUCUACGCUUUUCGCUGUGCCAGCCUCUCUGUGUGUACUCUUUCUUGCGUCUUCGUGCUUCUCAUUGCCGCCGACGUCGACACCGACGUCGUCGCCGGCACACGCUUCUCACCUCUCGCUCUCCACCUCGAGCCCGUCUGACCGGCGCGCGCAUGCGUCCUCGUCGAGUUCGGGGGCGAACACCCACAGCUACGCUUCCUCCGUGCCGCACUUCUCCUUCGCGGAGGGCUCGGAUACGGCUCUGGGGGUGUCUCCGCUGUCGCCGGGAGGCGGACAUUUGCCGGGCAACAUCAAGAGCGUGAUGCUCCGGGUCGAAGGGGAGGACGGCCGAUUCUACAACCUCGACGUGGCGUCGGUGUACGCGGUUGCGCCGACGCCCGGCUCGCAGGGCGCCCCGGUACUCUACCCGGCGUCUGCGGGCGCUGCUGCGCUGCCCCCCGCGACCGCCGCGGGUGUACAGGCCCCGGAGGAGAAGAGCAGCAUGUGGAAGAUGGUGGGACAGCACGCCGUGAGCACGGCUGUGGCGUCCUUUCUGCUGCUCGCCAUGGGCGAGGCCUACAGCUGGUUCAAGCGGCGCUCUCAAGAGAAGAAGAUGAACAAGUGGAGGCAGGAACUGGCGCAGGAGCGCGAGAUGCUGGUAGCCGAGCUACGCGCCGUCGAGCGCAAGCUGCGGGCGCUUGAGAAGCUCGAAGUCGCCAGCGAAGAGGAGGACAAGAAGAUGACAGCGCGCCAGAGGGCGCAGCUCGCCAGCCUGCGUGAAGAAAAGGAAGACUUGACUUACCAGCUGCGCAGGAACGAGUUCCAGACGAACCAAGUUUACGGCUUUCCCGGCGGAAAACCCGGCGCGGCUGGGGGGGUAGCAGGCGUGGCGGCGCGGGCCUCGCGCGCGUUCCGGGGCACGCGCGGAAAAGGAGUGGUGACGUCGUCUCGCAGUCAGCGAAGCGAGUCAGAGGACGAAACUGUUGCAGAGGAGGAGGAGGAGACCGAGGAGGAAGACGACUUCCCGCCGUCGGAAGGCGGUGUGACUGGGCACCGGCUUGGCGACGGAGGCACCGACUCUGCCGCGCGCGCGGGAGACAAGGACGGGGCAAUCUCAGGAGCCGAGCAGGCCGGUGCGAACAGCGAUGCAGGUGCGACAGAGACUGGAGCCGCUGCGGCGAAGCGGGAGAAGUCAGGGCGAGAGAAAGACACAAGGGAAGCCAAAACAGCCGACGCGACGGCAGGGCCGCGGAGGAAGAAAAACGGUGACGCUCGCCGCCCAAAGUCCGCCUUGGAAGAGGAAGACGAGGCCUUGGUGAGGGGCGACGGCGGCUUGCCAGCGGAGCGCAUGAGGUACAUGACGCAAAUUCUCCAAGAACAUCCUGGGCUGUCUCCUGCCGAGGCCAUUCAAAUGGCGAACCAGAUCCAAGCCAGCGAACAGGCCCGUGCACACCGAAGGUGGCCGUGA